AUGUCGCACAAAACUGGUAAAUCCGACGAGACUUGUCACUUUGGUGGUGGCGCGGCUCUGUUUUCUAUUGCUUUCGUUGCUGCAAGUCAACGUAGCACCAACGGCUCCCAAUUGGUUCGGAGGAGCGACCCUGAGCUAGAGGGACAGCAGCAUGUGGUGGGAAAGGCCACGCAAUUGAAUGAUUACGAAGGAGGAAAAAGGAAGUUAAAGAAAAAGGAAAAGGGAAAAAAGGGGGGCGUGCAAAGGGAAAUAGGAACUUACCUAUCAUGGAACAGAACCGACCAUCUUACCACCCCCUCAAGGCCUAAAUCAGUGAGAGAGAGAGGGUUGUCAUCUUGUGGAAGCCACAGCCCAGGCCAGGCUGGCUACCAGGGCAGCAGUAGCGGGCUUCCACGCCCACUAGAUGUGGACCCACCUUUCAAAACCCCUGAUGAGAUGGCUUUUGGAUGGGUUUCGAGGCUGAUGCUUCAUUGCGUCUGUGCGCUUAGAGUUGUAGGUACGUACCUGUCCUUGAUCUCCACUUAUAUGGAUCGCAACCCCACUCCCCCCCGGGCCGUGCUGCGUGAAGAGCUGCAACCCACUGGAACCCAUGCUUUCCUUUAG
Messenger RNA from Fusarium venenatum, 603 nucleotides. NCBI's taxonomy places the organism in Eukaryota, Fungi, Ascomycota, Sordariomycetes, Hypocreales, Nectriaceae. The record is from RefSeq and is a predicted model, not a curated record.